UACGGUUGUAACGGAGUACUGGGGCUUGGUCUUGAAGUUUUCAGAUGCAUCUGUAGAUGAAUCAUAACACCAUCAAGAUGUCGGGACGAUCAGGCCGCGCUGAGACCCGAAGUCGGGCUAAAGAUGACAUUAAAAAGGUGCUGGCGGCAAUCGAGAAAGUGCGCAAAUGGGAGAAGAAAUGGGUGACAGUUGGAGACACAUCCCUGCGCAUAUUUAAGUGGGUGCCGGUAACAGAAACAAAGCAGAUAUAUCGUACCAAAUCCACAGGUGGAGAUGUUAGAGGGCUGAAAGAUGUGGUCUUAGAAAACACUAAUUCUCUUCUGGAUUUUGCUGAUGAAAACAGCAACCAGAGUUUCCUGUCGGACGUUUAUCAGCCUAAGAUGGAUAACAGCAGCAGCACAUCUAGCUCACAGCAAGUCAGCCCUCCACAUUCAUCCAGCCUCCGGACUGAAGACUCUCAACCACCGAUGCUGGGCCAGGAAAGUGUGGAUGAAUAUACCCCUUGUGUGAAUGCAGAGCCAGUUCAUUCCGGACAGGAUGGGGCCGAUGAGCCUCCAACUCUCAUCAAAGAGGACCUUCUAUCAUCAGGAACUGUCAGACGGAGCACCCCAGACACACAGGUGUCUUAUGAAAACAGAAUGAAGGACCACAACCUCGAAGAUGUGGAUGAAUCAGGUGCUCCCCCUUUAAAGAAGAUUUGCACAGGAGAAAAUUCUGUUCUUAGAUAGUUUAUUUAUAAUCUGAUUUUGUCCUCAGUUUUUGUCAGAUUUGCUAUGCUUAGGUUCUCUUAUUAAGCAACUAUUACUCAUUGUAUUUCAACAAAUGGAAAACUCAACUACUUACUGUUAAAUCUGUUCUAAAUCAUUUCUUUUAAAAUGAUUAAGAUUUCCGCAAUUUCUGUGACAAGUCAUUUUUAUUCCUCUUGUAGACUGUGUAAUUCUAUUCACAUGCUGUAAAUGGGUCAUUUCUGGAUACAAAUUGCUUCUGACUUAAUGUUUAUGCAGUUGAACUUUACUUUUGCAUGUUGCCCUAUCUUUAUUUGAGUUUUACAGAAUAUUUUGAAAAUGUGUUUAUUGUAGAUUCAUGCAGACUGAUGGUUAGCUGGUUCAUUAUGUAUAAAUAUGAUGCCCUUUCUUGGGCUUUGUUUAGCUUAUCACAUGCAAGAAUAAAUGCUUUUUUUAAUAUUUAUAAUUUGCCUGUUUAUAAUUAAAGGUGCUUAUGUAAACUACAAUAAAUGCAACUGUCAGUGUCAGUGCACUGA
Sphaeramia orbicularis (orbiculate cardinalfish) is the source of this 1261-nucleotide messenger RNA. RefSeq names its product BAF chromatin remodeling complex subunit BCL7B b (gene bcl7bb). The record is from RefSeq and is a predicted model, not a curated record. The coding region runs from base 57 to 728 and encodes 223 amino acids. The transcript is spliced from 6 exons. Lineage: Eukaryota; Metazoa; Chordata; Actinopteri; Kurtiformes; Apogonidae.